GGCGGCCGCGCAGGCGUCAGAGCCAGACGUUCUUCGCAGAGUGGCCGCGGUCUCCUGCUUCAACAGUGCUUGAACGGAACCCGGCGCUCGCCAACCUCCCCCAACCGCCGCUCCCAGCUAGUCCUUCGUCACCUCCCUACAGCAGCGCCCUCGGACGCCCCAAGGCCCCCGCCGCCGCCCCAGCUCCGCACAGCCGCUGCCGCCACUCCUCAACCGCCGCCAUGACGACCGCGUCCCCCUCGCAGGUGCGCCAGAACUACCACCAGGACUCGGAGGCCGCCAUUAACCGCCAGAUCAACCUGGAGCUCUACGCCUCCUACGUCUACCUGUCCAUGUCUUACUACUUUGACCGCGAUGAUGUGGCUUUGAAGAAUUUUGCCAAAUACUUUCUUCACCAAUCGCACGAGGAGAGGGAACAUGCCGAGAAACUGAUGAAGCUACAGAACCAACGAGGUGGCCGCAUCUUCCUGCAGGAUAUCAAGAAACCAGACCGUGAUGACUGGGCAAGUGGGCUGAAUGCAAUGGAGUGUGCGUUACACUUGGAAAAAAGUGUCAAUCAGUCACUACUGGAACUGCACAAACUGGCCACUGACAAGAGCGACCCCCAUUUGUGUGACUUCAUCGAGACGCAUUACCUGAAUGAGCAGGUGAAAUCCAUCAAAGAAUUGGGUGACUACGUAACCAACUUGCGCAAGAUGGGGGCCCCGGAAUCUGGCCUAGCAGAGUAUCUCUUCGAUAAGCACACCCUGGGAAACUGUGAUGGGGAGAGCUAAGUUUUAGCCCCUUUCCCCACUGCCCCCGGGGUGACCUCCCUGCUCACCAAGACAGCGCGUGCAUGUUGGGUUUAUCUUUACCUUUUCUAUCAGUUGUACCAAAAUGUUCACCUAAGUUCUUUCAUUUGUACCAUUCCUUCAGAUAAAGCAAUUUGGUACCCA
Molecule: messenger RNA, 935 nt
Organism: Orycteropus afer afer
Lineage: Eukaryota; Metazoa; Chordata; Mammalia; Tubulidentata; Orycteropodidae
Gene: FTH1
Product: ferritin heavy chain 1
Biological process (GO): iron ion transport; intracellular iron ion homeostasis
Cellular component (GO): cytoplasm
Molecular function (GO): ferric iron binding; ferrous iron binding
Source: RefSeq, a predicted model, not a curated record